UAUCAAAUGCGGCGAGUGGCGCUCAAAGUGGCGGGACAGGCCUUUGGGUACCAGGGCGACCCCUAAACAUGUGUGUAGAGUCUCACCGCCUAUUUUCCUGAACUUCCUAUCAGAUUACCUCAAUCUUCAAGAUUUGAAUUUUCUGUGAGCGUUCCCGAGAGUUCUGUCAAUGACUGUUACACACACAUACAAAAGGAUGUUUUUCUCUGGUGGGCAGUGUGGCCAUGUUGGCAGACCUGAAGAAGCCUUACUGAUGUUCAAGAUAUUCCUUGUCAUUAUCUGUCUUCAUGUUGUUUUGGUGACAUCCCUGAAAGAAAAUAAUAAUUCAAGUUCAUUAUCACCUCCUGCUGAAUCAUCUUUUGUCAGUCUUGUCCCCUACUCCAAUGGUACUCCAGAUAUAGAAACUCCAAGCCUCAAUGAUGCUACCAGUGUAUUGUCUACUUUAAACAAAACAGAAAAAACUAAAAUCACUAUAGUAAAAACCUUCAAUGCAUCAGGAGUUAAAUCUCAGAGAAAUAUCUGCAAUUUGUCAUCUAUUUGCAAUGACUCAGUGUUUUUUAGAGGUGAGAUAACAUUUCAAUAUGAUGAAGACAGCAAUGUUACCCAGAAUCAAGAUAUGGCUAAUAGCACCUUUACUGGAGUCCUGUCUCUAAGUGAAUUGAAACGAUCAGAGCUCAACAAAACGCUACAAACGCUAAGUGAGACUUACUUCAUAGUGUGUGCUACAGCAGAGGCCCAAAACACAUUGAACUGUACGUUCACAAUAAAACUGAAUGAGACAAAGAAUGUAUGUGCUAUAAUGGCUGCUUUGAAACAAGUACAGAUUCGACAAAUGGAGCAGUGCUGCUGUUCUGUCAGGACACCCUGCCCUUCCUCGCCAGAAGACUUAGAAAAACUGCAGUGUGAUCUACAGGAUCCUGUUGUCUGCCUUGUUGAUCAUGCACAUGGCUGGCCAUUAUCUCCUUCCAACAAACCCAUACCAGUCACACCUCAGGCCAACAUUCUUUCCCAGAUUUCCAGUACCAUCUCUUUGGCUGAAUCCCUCAAUCAUCAUCCUGUAACCCAGAAUAGUUCCUCUCUGACACAGGACAGUCACCAUCCAUCUCCCCAGCCUUUAACUCCUCUAGCUUCUAGCCUUGCUGUUGACAUGUCUGUCCAAUCUGGAACUUCCUCUUCCCCUCUACCACAAACUGAUCUUUCCCACACCCUGCCACCUGUAAAGUCCUCACUUCCCUCUCCCAGCACACCCGCCCCAUCUGCCCCUGUGAAUGUGGUCACUACCAGCACUUCAACUGAUGAGACAGAAAUUGUCGACACCAGCAGUGUUCCUGAUAUUGAGACUCAAGUGUCCCAGAUGGAGAAAGUUUUAUCUUUUGGUAGCUUGGAGCCGAACCUUGCAGGUGAAAUGAUAAACCGAGUCAGCAAACUCCUUCAUUCCCCGCCUGCUUUGCUGGCCCCACUGGCUCAAAGGUUGUUAAAAGUAGUAGAUGACAUUGGCUUACAGCUGAAUAUUUCAAACGCGACCAUCACUCUAACCUCCCCUUCUUUAGCUUUGGCUGUGAUCAAAGUGAAUGCCAGUAAUUUCAUCACAACGACUUUUGCAGCUCAAGACCCUGCAGAUCUUCAGGUUUCUCUGGAAACUCAGGCUCCUGAGAAUAGUAUUGGCAUUAUUACCCUGCCUUCAUCGCUGAUGAGUAAUUUGCCAGCUAAUGAUGUGGAGCUAGCUUCCAGGGUUCAGUUCAACUUCUUUGAAACACCUGCCCUGUUUCAGGACCCUUCCCUGGAGAACCUCUCUUUGAUCAGCUACGUCAUAUCAUCAAGUGUUGCAAACCUGACCAUCAAGAAUUUGACAAGCAAUGUGACAGUCACACUGAAGCACAUCAACCCAAAACAGGAUGACUUAACCGUGAGAUGUGUAUUCUGGGACUUGGGCAGAAAUGGUGGCAAAGGAGGCUGGUCAUCUGAUGGCUGCUCUGUCAAAGACAGAAGACUGAAUGAAACCAUCUGUACCUGCAGCCACCUUACGAGUUUCGGUGUCCUAUUGGACCUAUCUAGGACACCCUUACCACCUGGACAAAUGAUGGCUCUGACAUUUAUCACAUAUAUUGGCUGUGGGCUUUCAUCAAUUUUUCUGUCAGUUACUCUGGUAACUUACAUAGCUUUUGAGAAGAUCCGGAGGGAUUACCCUUCCAAAAUCCUCAUCCAGCUAUGUGCUGCCCUGCUCCUGCUGAACCUGGUCUUCCUCCUAGACUCGUGGAUUGCCCUGUAUAACAUGCGAGGCCUCUGCAUCUCCGUGGCUGUAUUUCUUCACUAUUUUCUCUUGGUCUCAUUCACAUGGAUGGGCUUGGAAGCAUUCCACAUGUACCUGGCACUUGUCAAGGUGUUUAAUACUUACAUCCGAAAGUACAUCCUUAAAUUCUGCAUUGUCGGCUGGGGAGUACCAGCUGUGAUUGUGGCCAUCAUUCUGACUAUAUCCCCAGAUAAUUAUGGGCUGGGAUCUUAUGGGAAAUUUUCCAAUGGCACACCUGAUGACUUCUGCUGGAUCAACAGCAAUGCAGUAUUCUAUAUCACAGUUGUGGGAUAUUUCUGUGUGAUUUUUUUACUGAACGUCAGCAUGUUCAUUGUCGUCCUGGUUCAGCUUUGUCGAAUCAAAAAGAAGAAGCAACUGGGAGCCCAGCGAAAAACUAGUAUUCAAGACCUCAGGAGUAUUGCUGGCCUCACAUUUUUAUUGGGAAUUACUUGGGGCUUUGCCUUUUUUGCCUGGGGACCAGUUAAUGUCACCUUCAUGUAUCUCUUUGCCAUCUUUAACACCUUACAAGGCUUUUUCAUAUUCAUCUUUUACUGUGUAGCAAAAGAGAAUGUCAGGAAACAAUGGAGGCGGUAUCUUUGUUGUGGAAAAUUACGUCUGGCUGAAAAUUCUGACUGGAGUAAAACUGCUACUAAUGGUUUAAAGAAGCAGACUGUAAACCAAGGAGUAUCCAGCUCUUCAAAUUCCUUACAGUCAAGCAGUAACUCCACUAACUCCACCACACUACUAGUGAAUAAUGAUUGCUCAGUGCACGCAAGCGGGAAUGGCAAUGCAUCCACAGAGAGGAAUGGGGUUUCUUUCAGUGUUCAGAAUGGAGAUGUGUGCCUCCACGACCUCACUGGAAAACAGCAUAUGUUUAGUGACAAAGAAGAUUCCUGCAAUGGUAAAAGCCGAAUGGCGCUCAGAAGGACUUCAAAGCGGGGAAGCUUACACUUUAUUGAGCAAAUGUGAUUUCUUUUUAUCUAAAAUCAAAGCAUGAUGCUUGAUGGUGUGAAAUGUCCAAUUUUACCUUUUACACAAUGUGAGAUGUAUGAAAAUCAACUUAUUUUAUACUCAGCAACCUCUGGAGGAACAUAAGCUAAUUGAGGGCAAUAGUUACUAUUGGAAGAAGAAACCAAGAUAUAAUCAUGGUCUUUAGACAUUUGCAAUUUGGUUUCGAAUCCUUUAUUUAAAAGGAUUUGUUUGAAAUAACACAGGAUACGAUUAGUGAAAAAGAAAAAUGUAAGUUCAUUCCCAGCCACAUUUUAAAGAGGCUCAGUUACCCAUGAUAAUGUCCUAGGAAAAACAGUUGGCUUCAGUCUGUUGGUGAAUUUAGUUGUUGUGCAUGCCUCUGUUGUAUAUAAGCUAAAUUCUAGUGACUUGCGUGUCAAAAAUCUUACUUCUACCUUUUUUAUAUUUAUUUUCUACUGUGUAAAUUUAUUCUUUUGUAGAAUCGUGGUUGUGUUUUGUCUAAUGUGAUAAAGCUGAAGGUCCUUACCCAUUCAGUGAAUUCUAAAGCUCCUCUUGGAGAUUAUAUGGGAUGUGAAAUAUAGAAGUGUCACUGAAAUCAGGAAAUAUUGGUAAAGCCAGAUUGAACAACUAUAAGCAGACAGUGCCACAAUUAGCUCAUAGAGUGCCUUUGAGCAAGUAGAAAAAGGAAUCCCCACUGGUCAAAUACAGCUUUCAGGGCUCAUGAUUUGGCAAACAGUGGGAGCCAUAUUUCAGCCCUAGUCACCCUCUUGGGUGUAUCCUUACAUAUGGUAUGACCUGUGAGACCAUAUAUGACAUCCAAUAUCAAUAUCAAUCUCCAGACCUCAUCCCUAAUGACCGGAUUAUAGUAUCUGUGCUAGAAUGUUUAGAUUAAUAUCUUGGUCAUGGGAGAGAUAAAACUCUAAUCUGGACAAUAUAUUAGGAAGGUUGUGAAUGUGGAAAAUAUUAUAUUAAAGCUAUUUCUCAAAUCCCCAGAGUUUUUCAGAAGCAGGGCACAGAAUAGAAUUGCUUUUCAAAAGAACGUGUGUGUGUGUGUGUGUGUGUG
This is a messenger RNA of Jaculus jaculus (lesser Egyptian jerboa), 4322 nucleotides long. It is a transcript of the gene Adgrg2, whose product is annotated as adhesion G protein-coupled receptor G2. Gene Ontology annotation, molecular function: G protein-coupled receptor activity. Gene Ontology annotation, cellular component: membrane. The transcript is spliced from 30 exons. NCBI's taxonomy places the organism in Eukaryota, Metazoa, Chordata, Mammalia, Rodentia, Dipodidae. The record is from RefSeq and is a predicted model, not a curated record. Bases 170 to 3259 code for a protein of 1029 amino acids. Gene Ontology annotation, biological process: cell surface receptor signaling pathway; adenylate cyclase-activating G protein-coupled receptor signaling pathway.